AUGACAGCUUCUUUCAAGCUACCGUGUCUCGUGAAAAAACGAAAACCUCCUGUUAAUUUUUCGCUUUUCGAAUGGAGAGAUAUAAGUAUAAACGAACAGCUUGGAAGUGGGACGUUUGGCUCUGUGUAUCUGGUGAACUACGAAAAAGAAGAGCAAAAUGUCAUCGUAAAGAGAAUGAAAGGAGAGUCGGCCGAGCCUACACGAAGAUUUGAGAAAGAGGCUGCAAUACUUCACACGGUAAAGGGCCGCAGAAAUGUGUGUGAAUUCCUGAAAUUUUGCCAAGAACCGUACGCCAUUAUGAUGGAGUACUCGUGUUUCGACUUUAAUUUUCUUGAAGUUGACAAGAAAGUGAGUUCUCUUGAGGACUUCAUUCAGUGA
Messenger RNA from Porites evermanni, 378 nucleotides. NCBI's taxonomy places the organism in Eukaryota, Metazoa, Cnidaria, Anthozoa, Scleractinia, Poritidae. The record is from the annotation of a GenBank genome assembly.